GAUCGACGUGACAGCAAAUCAGUGACGUCGUGACCAACAUCAGCCUCUUGAUACCCCCCAGAAUUUCCCUGACAGCCGCUGCCCACUCUGUCGUCUCUGCAAGGGUUGUUCCUGGAGGAGGAGGAUGGUUUUGGACCCCUCGCUCAACUCGCAACUCUUGUUCGACCUACACAAGACCGCAGUGGCCGCCCUGGCUUUUUACGUAUGGGAAUACCUUAUCACGUUUGAUGACGAAGUGCGGUACAUCUGGACUAAACCGAGGAAAUGGGUCAAAUUCGUCUUUGUCUUCCUGCGCUACUUUCCGUUCGCAUUAAUCCUGUCCAAUCGCAUCCUUACGGACAAAGUGUUCAAUGGGGCCACCAUCAGCUAUGCCGCUCUCCGGGCGUGGUAUGUCGCGCAGGUCGCAGUCGCCCAUCUGGCCAUGACGGGCGUUGAAAUUAUCAUGAUGACUCGGGUCUACGCUCUCUAUCGGAAUAACCGGUGGAUCGGAUGGGGAUUUGUACUACUAUGGAUCGCGGAGACUGUUGUUGUGCUAGUAGGACUGUUCGUGACGCUCCCGGGGCUCCACUUUAAACCCGAAUUAAUGGCAACGUCGGUGCCCCACUCCUUUGCUUAUCUGGCCAUCUCGGCGCUGGUGUCCCAGGCUAUAAUCCUGGGAUUGACGGUGUAUCGCUAUCGGGCAGGAGAAUGGGCAGGAACCAGUCUAGGGACACUGCUGAUUCGGGAUGGCUCCAUGGUUUAUGUCGCGUUCGCCGCUACGACGGCGUCCGCUUGUAUCUACUCUCUGCUCAGUUUGAACUUCGGAAUGACCGAAUAUGCGUGGUACCUGUCUUGUAUAUCAAUAUCGGGUUGCAGACUGAUUAUCAAUAUGCAACGGCUUCCGAAUGAUCGCGGCUCCCAGUCGACCAUUCUGGACACAUCCGAACUAGAAUUGACGGAGCUGGCUCACAACGGGGACGCGUACUCCACUCUGCGCGGCGAGCCGGAACUUGUUUAGCCACGAUACCCUGUUGCAAACUGUAGCACUAUCGACUGCGGAGGAAUACACUGUACAUAUACUAUUAUAAUCAUGAUACUUUUAACGUCUGCGCCUUGA
Molecule: messenger RNA, 1096 nt
Organism: Mycena citricolor
Lineage: Eukaryota; Fungi; Basidiomycota; Agaricomycetes; Agaricales; Mycenaceae
Source: the annotation of a GenBank genome assembly